AUGGGAAAACACAUCUUGCUGCUCCUACUGGGCCUCUACUUGCUGGUGAACUCCCUGCAAGCUUUGACAUGUUUCAAGUGUGCUAGGCUCAAUUCUGAGAGGAUUUGUGAGAAAGAAGAAGGUUGCUGUCAGGCUAAGCCUGGUGAGAAGUGCGCCUCACUCCUAGUGCUCCAAGAUGGCAAAAUCCAGUUUGGAGUCCAGAGAUGUGCUAUCACUUGCUUCAAUGGGAGUGUUGUGAAUGGAAAUAAGACAAUGGAAAUGAACUGUUGCAAUGACAAAUCUUACUGCAAUAGCCUGUAA
Molecule: messenger RNA, 300 nt
Organism: Onychomys torridus (southern grasshopper mouse)
Lineage: Eukaryota; Metazoa; Chordata; Mammalia; Rodentia; Cricetidae
Product: secreted seminal-vesicle Ly-6 protein 1-like
Exons: 3
Coding region: 1-300 (99 amino acids)
Source: RefSeq, a predicted model, not a curated record